AUGGAAGUUGUCACCUAUCAUGUUGUUCAAGAACGAAGAAAUUGGAGGAAAGUAUACACAAAGGACUUUAAAAAGUACCCAUGGGAUCGGCAUAACGACACUCAUCUCCGAAAAAGUCAAUUCGACUCGAAAAGUUUGAAGUGUGAUUUGGACGAAUUCUAUGAGGACAACGAUAAAUUUCACCAUGAUGUUAAGGAUAUUUCAUCUGAAAUCCCAUUAAAAACUCCCCCAAAAUUCUAUAACUUUAUCGAUCAUCUUGUGGAGAAGCCGAGGAGAAAUUUGAAAAAGUUUCGAGAUAAUUAUGUGAUAAUUUAUUAA
Caenorhabditis remanei is the source of this 318-nucleotide messenger RNA. RefSeq lists its product as uncharacterized. The coding region runs from base 1 to 318 and encodes 105 amino acids. The transcript is spliced from 2 exons. The record is from RefSeq and is a predicted model, not a curated record. Lineage: Eukaryota; Metazoa; Nematoda; Chromadorea; Rhabditida; Rhabditidae.